AUGCCUUGAAGGAUUGUUUAGCCUAGUAAGAGAGAUUCGUGCCUCUUUCAAAUCCAUUGAUGAAGCUCUGCUAAAACAAGCUCUGUACUCUUUGCCGUUUCCUUCGCUUCUAACUCCAACUUUUCCAAAGCUGCCUCUUCUUCUUCAGAUAUUGCAUAGUGGUUCUACAUUGGGAAAUAUAUCCAUGGGGAAUUAAAGUAUGUGUUAAAAGAAGUGAAGGAUUCAAGGGACCUAGCCGAUUUUAAUUGAUUCUGGAAAUCAGAAGUGUAUAAAGAAGCGAAUCGUGAAGAUCCUAAAGCUGUUCUUGACAGUUGUUGCUGGUCUCGUCGGGAUCUUGCGUCAAUUAGGCGAUCUCGCUGAAUUAUGAGUAUGAAUCGAGAAUGGAUGUAUGUUGGAUAUCAAGGAGGAUAUUUGCAUCCACGGUUUAUAGUAGGGGUGGAGAAAUUUGUGGAAUUUUCAAAACAACAUCCUGAUUGCAUGAAUGGGGAGAAAAUAAGAUGUCCAUGUGAUAAAAAAUAUUUAGAAACAAGGGUUAUCUUGAGGAGGAUACAGUGAAGUAUCAUCUUGGAAAGUACGGAUUCAUGAAAAACUACUAUUGCUGGUAUUGUCAUAGAGAGACAUUUGCACCCACUCAAACUGAAACAAAUAAUCAUGGUGAUUUCUUCAAAUCAAUGAUGCAAGAUGUUAUUGGUCCUUCUGAAGUUCCCCAUUCAACAGAAGAGAGUCCAAAUUUAGAAGCCCAGCGUUUGUAUGACAUGCUUCGGGCAUCUGAACAAGAGUUGUUGAUUCAAUCUGAAUUUUACUGCAUAUUUGCAAAUCAUUUUCAUAUUAUAUUAAUAUUACAAUAACCCAAACAUCCAAGUAUAGACAUAUAGAAAUUAUUAUUAUUACAAGUCAUCAUAUAUUUAUAUGUGAAAUUCAUCUUAUUUUUAGUACUCAGGAGAAUAGCAUAUUUGUUCAGGGACUGAAUGUAACAAUUAUCCUAAACUUAACGGGCCAAAGUAUGAAUAAACGUUGUGGGCCAAAAAAGGCCUUGUGAUAAGGUCUGUUUUGAGCAGCGAUACGGGCUUGGGACAAAUUUAAAUGUUUCGAUUGUAACGUCGUCGUUUCACAAACCUACAAAACGAUUAAACCCUCAAAAUUUGGGGUUUAUGGCUUAUUGAUUUGAAAGCGCAAAUAUGUCCAUUUACUUGCUGUUGCAGAACCCUAGCUUAAUUUUCCAGUAACGGAGUGUAAUAACUCUCUGUUGAUUAUUUCUGCUGUACUAAUAUUUGUUCUUUUCUAACUAAUUUAUAAAGGCCAAAUCAUGUCCCAAAUUAUUGAAUCUAAUUCAAUUCAAAACCCUAGAGUGACAUGGGAAGGUUGCAACGUCUUGCUCGACAUCAACGACGGCGACCGUCUAGUUUUUGCCCGUCUCACUCCAGGCUCGACUUUGAAAAUUGGCAAUAAAAACUACUCUUUGCGGCCGUUGAUAGGCUGUCCGUUUGGUUCUUUGUUUCAAAUUGAUAACGGAAAUGAAGGUCCUUAUUUAUCUCGGUUUGUUCCCGCUGCAGAAGGUAAUAAUAUUGAAGAAAAUGACAACUGUGAAAUAAGUGAGGAAUUGAGAGACAAUCGAGCUUUAAUUGAUAAUAAUAAAGCUCAAAGUCUAACCGGUGAAGUCAUAGAUGAAAUGCGGAGACAUGGCGCAAAAGGUGAUGAAAUAAUUGAAGCUCUCAUUGCUAAUAGCUCAACAUUUGAGAAGAAAACAUUGUUUUCACAAGAGAAAUAUAGGGUUAAAAAACAAAAAAAGUAUGCACCUAGAGUACUUCUACGGCGACCAUUUACUCGAAGCAUAUGUGAAGCUUACUUCAAAAAAUAUCCUACAAGAAUUGGAUUCAUGCGAGUAGACACGUUGUCUCUAUUACUGUCGAUGGCAAAUGUUACUGCAAACUCCGAUAUUCUUGUAGCUGAUAUGGUUGGUGGCCUGCUUACUGGUGCUGUAGCUGAGCGUUUAGGAGGUACUGGCUAUGUAUGCAAUGCAUUUAUUGGAGCUACCCCAUAUUCCACCGAGAUAGUGAGAAUGUUCAACUUCAAUAGUGACACUUGUAGAAGGAUUGUGUGCGCCUCUUUGAAUGACCUCGGUGAAACUUCUAAACAAAUUGGUGUGCAUGAAGAUACCCCAAGUGUGGGGUCAAAUGAUCAAACUUCAUCAAUCAGUAUUGUAGAAAUUCCAGAGCCAUACGAGAAUCAGGUUGCAGCUGUAGAUCACAAUGGUACUGUUUCUCCCAUGAACAAAAUUAACAAAGCCUCCAAACCUGGAGAGAGGGCAUCAGAAGAAACAUUGAAAUUGUGGAAGGAAAAUGGAUUUUCAAGCCUAAUUAUCGCAGCUCCAGAUCUGGACCCAUGGAGAUUGGUCAAAGAUAUGCUGCCUCUUCUAUCAUAUUCAGCCCCAUUUGCUAUAUACCACCAGUAUCUUCAGCCUCUUGCAACUUGCAUGCACAAUCUACAGCUUGAGAAAAUGGCAAUUGGCUUACAAAUUUCAGAACCAUGGUUACGUGAAUAUCAGGUUCUACCUUCGAGAUCUCAUCCAUGCAUGCAGAUGAGUUCAUUUGGAGGUUACAUUUUGAGUGGGACAAGAAUAUUUAGCAGCUAGUUGCAGCUUUAUGAAAUAAGAAUCCGUUGAUUCUGCAAAGAAAAGCAAUGGGACACCUUGUGUACACUAGGCAGUUCAUCAUGCAACAAUUUUGUGUUUGGGUUGAUAGAUAGAAUGUUGUUUUGCAAAAAUAUUUAUAUUGUUUUCCUUAUUUUCUACAAUUUUAAAAAAUUAUAUUGAUUUAAAAUUUAUAAAAUCAACAAGAGCUUAAAACAUAA
Messenger RNA from Mercurialis annua (annual mercury), 2850 nucleotides. RefSeq lists its product as uncharacterized. Bases 1307 to 2632 code for a protein of 441 amino acids. The record is from RefSeq and is a predicted model, not a curated record. Gene Ontology annotation, cellular component: tRNA (m1A) methyltransferase complex; nucleus. Lineage: Eukaryota; Viridiplantae; Streptophyta; Magnoliopsida; Malpighiales; Euphorbiaceae. Gene Ontology annotation, biological process: tRNA methylation. The transcript has 15 exons.